Molecule: messenger RNA, 1420 nt
Organism: Pecten maximus
Lineage: Eukaryota; Metazoa; Mollusca; Bivalvia; Pectinida; Pectinidae
Exons: 5
Coding region: 516-1268 (250 amino acids)
Source: RefSeq, a predicted model, not a curated record
UUGACCAUGGAAGAACUACUAAUUCAUUUCGUAAUGUCAUUUAUUGGCCAAUGGAAAGAUGUGAGAGGAAAAUUGAUUAAUCAUAUCACUUCAAAUGGAUAUUUCCGUUUCAUUGAAAAGACUAUAUGUCAUGACUCUUAAAUUUACAUAUUUCAUGAUCAUUCUUAUUUCCAUAUUAUCAUACACAUAUAUAUAUACGCGAGGAAAAGUAUUUUGACAACUAUUAUAUAACACUUAAAUGUCAAAAAUAAAAACAUGUAAGUGGUCAGAUUAAAGUCGUUUAUUUCAACAAUGAUUGCUCCCAAAAUUAUAUAAAAAAAAAAGCUGCAUCAUUUUUCUACAUUUUAGAGAUUAAAAUCAUGUCAGACCACUUCAAAUAUCAAAGUUCUACUUUAAAGUCAAUUAGGGAAAAUAUGUCAACAAUUGUGUCAUUAUGGUAUAUUGUGUGUUCACAUGAAUACGAUGUACAUGACUUGUCUUCGCAAUAAUCAUCACUUCGACCCCGAGGAUACAACAUGUCUCCCCUGGUCCUGUUACUGGUUCUCAUAGCAGGAAGCAUUUCAGCUUCUAAAAUCCGAGAUUAUACCGGCGGAAAUAGCAUCGAGGAUGUAUUUGAACACCAAGACAGCGCUGGUCCCGGAAGUGAAGAGAUUACCAACAUACCGGCUGACAACAUCGACAGCGAGGUGAUUACCGAUACGGACAUCGAUACAGAGCAAGCCAACAUGCAGUGCAAUGCAUUUUACACAUGUGCGAUGCAGAAUCCGCCCCCUGCACCUUUGGGGUCCAUCACGAAAGGCUUCUACAUUUCCCCUGGAUUCUUAAAGAAAAUAUGCAGGUAUAUGAAGACAUCAGUAGCCUGCUAUUAUCAAGGAGAGUAUGCCGACUGUCCAAUUGUGACGGGGAAUGUUAAAACUAUGACCAACAUGUAUCGAUACAUGUGUGUUGAGCCAGGCAGAUCAGCUGUGCUGUCUAUGCUUCCAUGUAUCAACAACUACGAGGUCCAGUUUCAACUGAUUUUGUCAUCUUACGGGUGGUCACAUUCGGUUAAAACAAUCAUGGAUUGGCCAGACCAAGAACCUUCUAAUAUCGCUUUGAUGAUGUGCAGGGCAACGAGGAACUUCUACUACGAUACUGGUUCGGAGAUUGAACACCAAUGUUCGGCAGUCGAUCGUCGCGUUUACGAACAUAUGAUAGUGGUUUGGUCGCGGUUUGAUCUACGAAGAUUUAACUGUACCCUUGAAGAAAACAACAACACAAGUCUCUAAAAGUCUGUUUUUACUAACAAUGACCUUUAAUGCUCUAUACAAAGUAAGAUAAAAGCUACAAGUGUAUUUUUUUUUAAUUCUUAAAAUACAAUUCAAAUUAUUCAAAGUAUUGUAUUUGCUAAGGUUCAGAUUAAAUUAUUCAGCAGCAACGA